Molecule: messenger RNA, 3504 nt
Organism: Melampsora larici-populina 98AG31
Lineage: Eukaryota; Fungi; Basidiomycota; Pucciniomycetes; Pucciniales; Melampsoraceae
Exons: 8
Coding region: 597-3035 (812 amino acids)
Biological process (GO): biosynthetic process
Source: RefSeq, a predicted model, not a curated record
CCAGAUUUCGGAUUUCCACAACCUCGAAAGUCUCCAGAGCCGUCAGAAUUGACCAGCGAAAGUUUGAGUGAUCAUAUAUUCCCCUCCCCACUGUGCCUGACGCCAUCAGUUUUUGCGGUUUGGUUGACUUUUUUUGAAUUCAACACCUGAUUUGUUUGUUUUGCUUGGGCUCUAUUCGACUAGCUCCAUCAGACGGCACUAAACAGACGCGCUAUCCUCUUUCGUCCUGCUCCGCUCCGCCGGGGAACACCCUUCCAUACCUUUCCUGAGAGCUCAGGAACCUGGUCCGCCCUGUUCAACCUAUCCUGCUCAAGUCGUCCAAGGUGAAGUUCAAAAGACAAACAACUAUAAAUACUGCGUCUCAAUCCGCCUUGAUCACGUUUUUAUUCCUUCAGCAUCUCGAACUUUUUCAUACCACAUACCUAUCAUCACCCAACUUUCAAUCAAAUCACUUUGAGUCAAGAGACCCACUAAUACGACCUUUAUCAUCAAUCAUUUCAUUCCACUUUUUGGACACGCGCGUUUUACCCUUUCCUUCUGCAUUGCCUCCACUCUUAUCGCAUUUUUCAUCUCUUGUUCUCUUUUGAAUAACAAACAUGUCUGAACGAUCGAUACCUGCUAUGAAGAUACUCUUUCUUUGCACCGCCCACAAUAGUUUAUCUCAACGCUUAUCUCUCGUGCUUCAAGAGAGGGGACAUCAUGUCGCAGUUGAACUUGCUAUAUCCCCAGAACUCAUGAUUCAAGCUUCCGAGCUAGCCGCUCCUGACUUGAUCAUUUGUCCAUUCUUGACGAAAAAGGUACCGGCUGAGAUCUACGAUAGAUAUCUUACCUUGAUUGUUCAUCCGGGCCCUCCUGGUGAUGCUGGGCCUUCUGCCAUUGACUGGGUUCUCUUAGGAGAUGACGGUGUUGAGCCUGAUUCUGUCAAAGCCUUGGCUCAAAUUUCCGAGAACGCCUACGUAGAAAGUGGCCGAGGUCGUUCUCACUGGGGGGUGACUGUCCUUCAAGCCAUUGAAGAGUUCGAUGCCGGACCAGUAUGGGCAUGGGAUCAGUUCCCCAUCUCACUAGAUGGCCCUCGCGCCCUCACCAAGGCGAGUCUUUAUCGAGGCCCAGUGACGCAGGCAGCUGUUGGAGCGUGUUUAAAAGCCAUCGAACGGAUCGUAUCAGUUGCCGGCUCCCCCAGCUCAAUCACUUGUAACCUAUCGGCCGAGCCUUCAUGGGCUACAUCUUGCGUGACCCUUGGGCAGAUUUUCCUCGGAGGGCGCACUCGAACUCGACCUUUACUCAAGCCUACCGAACGGGCAUGGAAUACGGCUAUCCAUGAUGCAGCCUAUGUCGCUCGCCGUCUUCGAGCAUCUGACUCUCAGCCAGGUGUCCAAAUGAAACUCUUUGGCGAUCGUAGUCUUUAUUUGUACGGUGGUACGAUUGAAGAGUCUGGUUCAUUACCAGCUGGUCCACCCGGUGCUAUCGUUGCUCAACGUGCCUCUGCCGUUCUUGUUCGUACGGCUGAUAAUAAGGGUGUCUGGAUAACUCACCUACGACGCUUGAAGUCAAAGACUGAGACACUUCUUCCGGCCAAGCUUCCUGCUAUGUUAUGUCUCCGUUCCAUUCCUGAGUUGGUUGAACAGCUCAAUCUCGAUUCGAUUCCGGUUUGGAACCUUGAAGGCUUUUCAAAGGUUCCGGGUACGCUUCAAGAGACAUGGAUCGAGUAUGUGACUCUUCAAGGGGACUUUAAGACGGCAUUUGUUUACUCUGACUUCUACAAUGGCGCGGCGUCAACUCAUCAGUGUGAAAUGCUGUUGAUGGCCAUCAAGGAGGCUAUUGACCCCGUAAAUGAGGUCAAAGCUCUUGUUCUCAUGGGAGGUGGAUAUUGGAAUAACGGGAUCCACUUGGGUGUUUGCUCUACUGAUGUCACUGCGGAAAGUUGGAGGAACAUCAACGCCAUCAACGAUUGUGUACAGGCUGUCAUGGAACAAAGCAAGAUUGUAACGUUUGCUGCCAUUAGAGGAAAUGCCGCUGCUGGUGGUUUUGCGUUGGCAACAUGCUGUGAUUUUGUUUUCGCGGUGGACUCGGUUGUCAUCAAUCCUCACUAUCGCGCUGUCGGUCUAUACGGUUCGGAAUACCACACUCUCACUUGGUAUAGCCGCGCUGGUGAACACAAUGCUCGAGAGUUUCUACGCGGCAUGCUUCCGAUGAGCGCGAUGGGUGCCCAGCGCCUUGGAUUGGUCGACCGAGUCAUCUCCAACUCCCCUAGUCUCGUUGAGGACAUUCAAGACGCCGUGGCAGCCACUCUAUCUGCUCCCGCGAAUGAGGCUGUGGCCGGCGCUCCAUGGACUCGUUCUGUCUGUGGACGUGCUGCUACAGUUAACAAUGCCGAAGCCGUCCCUCGAAGAAAAGAAGCUUGGUUUCAGCGACUUCCUCAGCCAUUAGCUGAGUAUAGACGUCAAGAGUUGGACUUUAUGAAAUACAACUUCACCGAUCCACGAUAUCAUGCAUGUGUGGCGACUUUCACUGGCAAGGGUGCAGCUCAAUCAACUCCCUUACGGUUUGCACUCCAUCGACGAUUUUCGGGUUGGCAUUCUCCUUUGAAGAUGGAUCCAGAGGAGCAUAUCAAUUAUUUUGCCUAUCCUACACCUCUCACAAAAGAGGAGGUUCACGAGGCUUUACAAAUCCCCGCACCAUUUGGGGAAAUUCAAUUGCUAUCUCCACCGCCUCUUCGUAUGGUCACUCAAACUACAUUUGCACAAACUCCUCCUCCUACGUUCCCCUCAACUGAAGUCACGCCCAUGAACUUAUCUGACGAGGAGGAAUCGCAUCGAAACGGAUUUAGCCAUGUGAUCUCCCGUAUCAAGGCAGUGCUGAACCCCAAAGUUGAGAAGAAUCGAAUCCGAAUCCGAGUUUUGUCGACGCCUAAACCUUCCUCUAUUUCCAAGGCCACAUCCGCGGCAAGAUUAUCAUUGAGUCCGACUAAGGCUGAAUUGGCACCCACUACUCAUCAAAUGGCGUGCUACUAUAAUGCUAUUGAAGCUCCUCAAUAGGUCUCUUUGAAGUGAUUCGUUGGUCUGCAUUCCAAUCAUUGGGUCGUGGGGUUAUGUUAGGCAACGUAGAAGCGAUACCGGCGUUUGGUAGUGUAAAGAGUUCUGGUGGAUUGUUUUUUGCACUUUUUUUGAAAACCCGUUGUAUAUUUCCAUCGUUUCAUACUCAAUCAUUUCAACCACUUUUCAUUUCCAUUCUAUUUUUCAGCUUUUUCUUCCGAUUUCAAUUAGUUUAGGACACUAAGUUAUCAUUUUCUUAACCUUCUUUUUUCAUGAUUUGUGUCUCCUUUAAUGGAUUAGUUCAUACCUUUUUUUGUAUCUUAGUCAAAGUCCAUAUGCUGAUACAUAAAAAACUUAUUACAAAACUAUCAAAUCGAUGUGCGUCUCCUUUACGCUGAGAUUAGACUUGAUCUUCAACUUUUUGAAUGGCCAUCAAAUGCUUCAAUUCUGACUGAUCGCAAUGUCACACUAU